UACCCACGACCUGAGCGACGGGGCUGGCGGCCACAAGGGCGGGGAGGACGAGAGCGGCGGCGCGCAUUUUGGCUGGUGAGUGAAGAUCGAAGAAUCGAGGUUAUUGAGACCCGAGAGAUGAGUUGCCUGGGGAAAAGCUGGGAAGAUUGCUGUGCUGAUGGAAGGAAAUCUGAAUCGCCAUGUCGACGGCGGCCCUCGAUACUUAUACUCGUCUGUUCACGUUUCCCGGUUCCCGGUCCCAGGCCCCUUUCGCCGUGGACUUGUCCCUCCCCCCCCGUUCCUAGAUCCAAACGAUGGCAUAUCUUGGGCGGCGAAGGCUAAGUCGUGUCGAGGCAAGAGGAUUCCCUUGGCGUUCAUGGUCUGCCUCGUUAAUUUGGUUCCCAGAUUGAUGCAGCCGCCUCCCAUGGCGCCAACAUGGCUCAUUCUCGGUACCGUCUCCUCCUCUCGGAAGCCGCCAGGGAUUGCAUCGGGCGUGUAAACAAAGACUUCGUUCGUGUUCGGCCGGGGGCAGAUGUUCUGGCGUCUAUUCUCAGCCCUUAAGGUCGCGGCGGUCAAAUUUACGGAUGAAGUGAGGAUAAAUGAAACGCA
Canariomyces notabilis is the source of this 588-nucleotide messenger RNA. RefSeq lists its product as uncharacterized. The transcript has a single exon. The coding region runs from base 158 to 478 and encodes 106 amino acids. Lineage: Eukaryota; Fungi; Ascomycota; Sordariomycetes; Sordariales; Chaetomiaceae. The record is from RefSeq and is a predicted model, not a curated record.